ACUUUCUUUUAGUCAAGAUGAGUGAUAAACCAGACUUAUCACAAAUGGAGAAAUUUGACAGGUCAAAACUGAAGAAAACUAAUACUGAAGAAAAAAAGAUACUCUUCCUUCAAAGGGAGCUAGCCAGCAGGAGAAAGAGAAAGAGUGUUCAAACAUCAUAAAAUGGGGAUCUCCUCCUAAGAGCAAAUUUCAACAUUGCCUGAGAGUCUUGGUUUUAGGUUUGUUUUCUGUAUAUCUAUGUGUUUGUAGAGAUUUGAGUCAUCUUAGGAUGCCUUCUCAUCUAUAUUUCUUGGCUAAGAGGUCAGGGAUAGUGAAUGUUUCCUUAAGAUAGUUUUAAAGUUUACUAUUGGUGUG
Carlito syrichta (Philippine tarsier) is the source of this 354-nucleotide messenger RNA. RefSeq names its product thymosin beta-15A-like. NCBI's taxonomy places the organism in Eukaryota, Metazoa, Chordata, Mammalia, Primates, Tarsiidae. Bases 18 to 161 code for a protein of 47 amino acids. The transcript has 2 exons. The record is from RefSeq and is a predicted model, not a curated record. Gene Ontology annotation, cellular component: cytoplasm. Gene Ontology annotation, molecular function: actin monomer binding. Gene Ontology annotation, biological process: actin filament organization; regulation of cell migration.